This is a messenger RNA of Rotaria sp. Silwood2, 2022 nucleotides long. The record is from the annotation of a GenBank genome assembly. Lineage: Eukaryota; Metazoa; Rotifera; Eurotatoria; Philodinida; Philodinidae.
AUGUGGACAAACCCAGAGAAUGGCCAUUGUUUUGACUAUGUUGAUAAUAUAACAAAUGUGCUAGAAGAAAAAAAUGAUUGUAUCUUCAUUCACAAGUGUGCAUUAACUAGACAAUGUCAACAUUAUUUGUGUCCGUGUACAGGUAAUGGUUGUCGUGCUCAUUUCUAUCGCUACUGUGGUUCAAAUAAUGUCUCAUUAUUUGCUUAUCCAUCUGGACAGAUAUUCACGCCAUUUGUUGAGACUUAUUACAAAAGCGAUGAGCACAAUUUUGAUCGUAAUACAUGGCCAGAUGUUUUUAUUUUCACUCGUAGUAUUAAAUGUAAUACUGAAAUGCGAGCAACGCCGAAUAUAACAAACCAUAAAGAUUGGCUCUACAAUGAAGAUGUAGUAGUCACAUCUGUAAGAGUACAUAGUGCUCAUCCAUUAGAAGUGCUUUUGUGUAAGAGCCAUGAAUCUAUCAAUGCGAAUCAAACGAACUAUGGAAUUUGUUGGAAUGACUUAUAUCCCAAUCAAGCUAAACAUUGCCCAGAUUCAAUACCAUAUAAUUGUAUCUCAAAAUAUCAUGUCAAAGAUGGCUUUCAUGAUUGUUCGCAUGACACAAACACCACCGAAAAAAUCGAUAACUCGAUCAAAUUCUGGAAUUAUUGUGAUUCUUAUGGGGAAAAAAGUUAUGGUGCCGAUGAAAUUGACUGUCAGCAAUGGAAAUGUCCAGUACAUUACUCCGCACGAAGAUUUUAUCAAUGUCGAACCGGUCAAUGUAUUUCCGAAAAUUGGUUGUGCAAUGGGGAGUGGGUUUGCUCAGAUGGAUCUGAUGAAGAAGGCAUUCAACUAUUAACAGAACGCACUGUCGGUGAACAUAAUUUGAAAUUAUUUCAGCUACUAGGAACAAAUUUAACCGAACAGAAAAGUCGAUGUUUGAAAGAGAAUUCAAAACGCCCAUUCAUGCAAUUUUGGGAUAUCAAAACUGAAUAUGCUUGUUUGUUGGCGAAUGUAGAUGAUGCAUUGAACUUUCGAUUAAAUCGACCAUGUAUUAAUCUAACACAACUGGGUGAUGGUCGUGUUGAUUGUUACGGUGGAUUAUAUGAGCGAAAUAUAUUGAAUUGUUCAUCGUAUAAACAGUUGGGUUUUGGAUUUAAAUGUAAUAUCAAUGACAAAUGUAUUCUAAGAAGACAACAAUGUACUACUGAUAAUCGAUGCUUUAAUGGUAACGAUCGUCUGCUAUGUAUUUAUUUGUAUAAUAACGCAUAUGUGAAAUGUAAUGGUCAACAUUCAACCGCGACUGUGAAAGAUGUCCACUGCCUUAAUGGAAGCUGUUUGCCAGAUUCACGAUGUAAUGGCUUGGUAGAAUAUCCAUACGGUGAGGAUGAAUACUAUUGUCCAACUGGAAGUUCCUCUACAACUGGAACUUAUCGACCGCGCAUUAAGAAGUCUUAUUUUCCUUCAAUCAAAAUACAACUACCAAAUUAUUCUCCAUUUUCUUUCUUAGUAAAUAAAUCCAAUGAAAACAAUGACAAGAACAAAACGUUAACAUCACAGACAUCAAUGACUGCUAUUCAAGGUGAAAUUUCGUCCACAAGAUCAUCUCGACAAAAACUGGCGAAUCAGUAUCCUGAGAACGGUUGGGUAUGUAAUCGUGGCGUUGCGGGUGUUAAAAAAUCAUUUGAUGUAAGCCAGUUAACUGUACAAUGCUUUUGUCCACCAAGUUAUUACGGAGAGCGGUGUGAAUUCAUGAGUGAUCGGCUAACAGUGUUCAUUCGCUUUGAAAAACAGACUAAUACUUUGUCAAAAGGUGUUAUCAAAAUAUUAGCUCUACUUGUUGUGAUCAUCAAUGAUACAACAACAGUUCUCGAUCAUCAUGAAGUUCAUUUUACAUCAGCACUUAACAAUUUUAAAGAGAAACAGAAAUUCUAUUUUGUUUAUCCUCGACCUCAUCAAUUACGAUCAAGUACGUAUCGUUAUACAGUUCGUUUCGAAGCAUAUCAAUUGAAUGAAGAUGAAAGCAUUGAACUUCUAGCUGUUUGA